Oryzias latipes (Japanese medaka) is the source of this 2646-nucleotide messenger RNA. RefSeq names its product AKT1 substrate 1 (proline-rich) (gene akt1s1). The record is from RefSeq and is a predicted model, not a curated record. Gene Ontology annotation, biological process: negative regulation of TOR signaling; neurotrophin TRK receptor signaling pathway; negative regulation of protein kinase activity. Lineage: Eukaryota; Metazoa; Chordata; Actinopteri; Beloniformes; Adrianichthyidae. Gene Ontology annotation, cellular component: cytoplasm.
CGCUUUAAAUAGCCCUUGCUAGCUUGUUGCCGCUGGCGUCAACCGAAGCUGGGGGAGAGAAACAGUGGAAGAGGGCUGAAAACGAGUGUCUAAAGGAAUAAUAAGCUCGAUUAACAUCUGUCAAGGUGGAAGAAAGAAACUGGACAGGUAUCACCAGCAACUUGGCAACAUCCCUUCUCUCCCCUGGCUUUCCUGUCUGGAGGAACAUCGCCCAAAAUAUCAGAUAUUUAAGCCACAGAGUGCCUGAUAAGUUUGAACUUCAUCUUCAUCACUUCAGAAGUCUGAACCAGCACCUAAACUAAGACAGAUCACACAGACACCAAAGGUUGAACCCCUCUAAGUUUUGUGCACUCCUAAGGAUCAAACACAUCUGAUCCUCUAAACGUUAUCAAUUACUAAACCAGGAAUCUGUAGACGGUGCUGAGUAACAUCAUGGCCGCCCAAAACAAAGCGUCAGGGCCCGAAAUCCCAGACAACCACAAAGACAGCUGGUUGGCUCUACUUUCUGCUGCAGAAGCAUAUUGCCAAAAGUCUGGCUGUGACCUGGCCUUACUCACGGCCUGUAAGAAGUUCCGAUUCUUGACUGGAGACUCGGAAGGAGUGAAGAAGCGGGAAGGCAGUGUCACUUUUCCCAGGGAGUUUGACUUCUCCUACAACGUGUGGGGUCACGGGUUUCUGGCCGAGUCUGCUCGCCGUUACAUAGACGACAUCGCCGUUCUGCACUCCACGAGUAUGCUGACGGCCCAGAAGCAAACCCGCCCCGCUGCCGAAGAGAGAGGAGCCAAGCUGACGGCUGAUUUGACCUCUGACCCCGGACACAGAGGAAGCGCGCCAGGUGAGCUGGGCGGAGUCACCCCCAACGACAGGUUGUUCUCUCAGAGCUACCCCUCCAUCUACAGCUCGGUAUCUGUGAGCGGGGCAGCCACGGAGCAGAACGCUAACGGAGAGAGGGAACGAGAGAGGAGCUCUCUAGAAGCCGAGCGAGAGAGGCAAAGAGCUGGGAUUGUAGAUUUGGAAGAAGAGGGUGAAGAUGAAGAAGAUGAGGAUGACAUGGAUGAGAGGCAACCUUAUGGACAUGAAAGUGCAGGUGUUUUCUCCAUGGACGAGGACUCUGUAUCCCGUGACUGUGAGCCCUUUUUUGAGUCCGAUGGAGAGGAAGAGAGCACUGAUGGCUCCAUGAGCGAGGAUGCGCCCCCACCAUCGCGCUCCAUGGCCGUGGGUCAGCCGGCGUUCCUGCCCCGUAACGCCCACCCCACGGCUCUGGCGCGCUCCCUGCCCGUGUCUGUGCCUGUGUGGGGCUGCAAAAGCAACAGAGCCGCUCAGGGAGACGGCAACAGCGGCGAGCGGGUGGGCUGUGCUGACCUGGAGCACAUCGCCGCCAGUAUGAAGGCCCUGCUGGUCCCCGGAGCAACCGACGGAACAGAGAUGUUCGGGGCCCUGCCCCGGCCCCGCCUCAACACGGGGGACUUCUCGCUCAAGCACUGAGAGGGCCAGAAUGAAGGAGACCGGAAGGGAUGGAGGCCCGGGGUCAGGUUGUGACGGCGGCGAACUUCGCUUUUAAAAGCUAACGUGACGUUUGUGAAAAAGCGUAAAAGCUAGUACCUCCAUUUAUUUCUCACUAACUCAAAUUAACGGCACAUGCUUUGAAAAGAAACGGUCAUACAGAAAUGUUAUCAACGCUAAUAACAUUUUCAACACUACUACCCUCCAUACUUGAACUAGCUGUACAACACUAAACUGCGACCCACGGCGCCCAGCAGCCACCGCGGCGGCAAUCUUUGCCUUUUGGUCAAACUACCUAGAGGUUUUUGGGGGAAAAAAACGAAAGAAUUCAUUCAUUUUAGUGAACAGCUGCGCCCAAACAACAUCGGAAAGAAUCCUUCAGUUCAGCAUCGAGCCUGUCAAACAGACUACAGAGGGUUAAAAUAUUUACCUCAAACACAUCUGGCAGCUCUUUCAGCUUUGCUUAGCUGAUGUGAAAAUAAUGAUUUCUCUCUUGAACUGUAAUCCAAACUGCACUUUCUCAUAUUUCUGCAAACUUAAUAGACUUUUACCGUCUAUUUAAAAAAAAAAAAAAAACAAUGACUUUUCUAACUGCCCUCAGAUCCACCCCAGAGCAGGCAGUUUCCAUGUUCAGUCUUCUGUUUAACAUCAACAGAUACCCUGAAGGCAGCGGAAGCUGCAUCUGGUUGCUGUAGUUUCUUUAUUGGACUAAUUAUAGCCAUUAGCCCCCCCCCCCCCCCCUCGUCGUUUACCAGGUAAGAUGACCAAAAGGCUCUGAAGCCCCGCCCUGUUGCCCCCACAUGUUUUCCCCUAUCAGCUGAGGGGGGUAGAAACCAGAGAGAUGGUUCAACAAGAAGCUAAAAAAAAGUGAGCAGGGAACACCAGCACCUCCUCAUAUCACGCCUGUUUUUACUUUUGCCAAUGAAUGACUGACUGAAUGAAUGCAAAUCAAUACUGAAUUCGAUGGGAUGUAUUUCUUUUUUUUGCUCCUCAUUCUCCGUGGAAAUGACAGAAUGAAUGAAACAGUGACUGUGAGACAGAAGGAGUGGGUUCAAAAAGCAGAGCAUCCACCUUUACAAAAAAAAAAGUGUUCCAUUUCUUCUUUGAUGUUUCAAAAUAAAAAGGAGCAACACCAAGAAAAAA